CUGCCCCUAACAAAGAUGGCUGCCUACUCCGCCCUACCCCGCCCUUCGGCAGGUGUCAAAUACGAGACUCUUUCACUUUCGAGUCACUGUUGACGGGAGAUGGCGCCGAUUCCGAAGACUGUGGGGCGGAUCAAGCUAGAUUGCCCUCUGCUGUCUGGCUGCCCGCUGGGGGUCGCUGCUGUCCCCAAACUCUGCAAGGAAUUCGGUCCUGAGGACUACGGCAAAGAGGACAUAGAGGAUUUUCUUCGACGGCUUGUGGAGAGUGACCCCCAGGGCCUGCACCGGAUCCAUGUGGAUGGGAGCAGCGGGCGGCUGCAGCUGUGGCACCAUGAUUACCUCCUGAACCAUUUCUGUGAUGAGGGGGAAACGACUGGACAGAGUGACAGGGGCAAGGGGGCUGAGGGAGUGGGCACCUACUGUGGUCUCCAAAAGUCCUUCCUGUACCCUUCCCAAGGGUCUAAGACCCGCCCUCAAAGCCCCUCUGCCUCGGCAUCCUUCGCCAGUGGCUCAGACAGCCUACUCCAGGUGGCCAUGCCCCAGAAGCUCCUGGUGACUGAAGAGGAAGCCAACCGCCUGGCUGAGGAGCUGGUGGCUGAGGAGGAGCGCAUGAAACAGAAAGCAGAGAAGAAACGACUCAAGAAGAAGCGUCAAAAGGAUCGAAAGCGACAGGAGCGCUUGGAGCAGGACGGUGUGGAGCCCAAGGCCAAGGGUACCGCAGAUGGGGAUGGGAGCCCCCCAUCCAGCCCUGGGAACCCAGCUCCGGGACAGUGUGGUGAGGAAGAGGACUCACUGGAUCUAUCUAGCACUUUUGUGUCUCUGGCUUUGCGCAAAGUUGGGGAUUGGCCCCCCAGUGCCCACAGAGAGAAGGGACUGAGCCAGGAGCCCCAAGGCAAGAGCCUGGGCCCCCAGGAGAAGAUGGGCCAGGAGGAAGGGAGCUCUCCAAGAGAAGACAGCCCCAGGCAGAGUCCUAAGGCAGAGGCAUCUCCAGGACUGCUGGCAGCUGCCUUACAACAGAGCCAGAAGCUGGCAGAGUUGGGUACCAGCUUUGCCCAGAAUGGUUUCUACCAGAGGGCUGUGGUCCUCUUCACCCAGGCCCUGAAGCUCAACCCCCGGGACCACCGGUUAUUUGGAAAUCGCUCUUUCUGCCAUGAGCGGCUGGGUCAGCCAGCGAGGGCCCUGGCCGAUGCUCAGGUGGCCCUUACCCUGCGGCCCGGCUGGCCCCGGGGCCUCUUCCGCCUAGGCAAGGCCUUAAUGGGACUGCAGCGUUUUGAGGAGGCGGCUGCUGUGUUCCAGGAGACUCUGAGAGGCGGAUCCCAGCCUGACGCAGCCCGAGAGCUCCACUCUUGCCUUCUGCAACUCUCUCUGCAGGAUCAGCGAAGAGGAAUCCCUGCGCCACCUCUGUCUACUGGGUUCCCCCAGCCAUUUCUCCAUGCUGAGCUGGGGGCUUCAGGCCUCCUCUCCCUCAGUCGCCCUCGAAGCACUGCUCCAAGGCCCCCUGGGCUUUUGUCUCCACCAUCGCAUUAUCCCCCAUGGCACCCGAGCCACUCCAACUGGCCCCUUCCCCAGACUCAGAGUGGAAGACCCCAUCCUCUCCAGCUCCAGGACCCCUCAAAGGACUCGGGCAUCCUGGGACUUGGACCUCAGCAUCUACCUCAGGCCAGAUGAAGAAGGACCUGUGCCUCCUAGGACAAGGCCUUGUGUGCACGGGGAUGAGAGACACUGUGAGCCAGCAGUUCGCAGCAUAUUUUGAGACCUUAUACUCUCAUACCAGAGUUAAAGACACCCCUGGCAGUCAUUCCUCUUGCCACAGAGACUUUCUGAUGAGCGAAAGGAGCCUUGCGUUCACUGAAACAGCCUUUCUCUGCUUCUCAAGCAGAUGGCUUCUUUUGGGGACGGUAAGGAAAUAUUUUAAAAAGCCUCAAGAAAGGAUCUGUACAAAAGUUCAGGUUUUCAGACUACGACAGACCCAGCAGAGGGGGCAUGUGGGGCUCGUUCUGCUUCUUGACCCUGGGGAGUCACUGGCCAGCCAGAGCUCUGUGCUCAGGAAUGGGGUCACAGUGAUGAGGAAGGCCUGAGUCCCACCCUUCAGCUGGGUGGAUGUUCACCUCUUCCUAAUCCCAGUUCUGGCCCUGUUUUCUCUAGCCCCAGCUCCACACGCGCUGUUUCCUAUCCACAUGUCUAUACACGUUCUGACCUCUCCUCUGCCCAGUGGACUGGUGCUCACCUCCUCCCACUGCUAGAAGAUUCACCAAAGGUUUUGCAUUUGAGAAGUCCCUUACCACCUCCUGCAGGGAGCUAGCAGAGCCCAAACAUCUCCACACUCCCUCACUGCUGGUCUCCCACCAGUGGGGCCCCAGCAGGUGCCCAGGCUGCUGCCACCUUGGCCAUGCUUUCUUCCCUCCAGCACUGAGCAUUGUAACUAGCUUUCCCUGUGUGAAUGUACUGAGUUCUUCCACCAAGGGUCCCUGCCCCCAAAGAAGGCUAUAAUUACUUCCUGUGUAAGAAUCAUCUCCUUUGGUUUCUCCUGUAAGAUCCUGGCAACUGCCCCUGGCUGGUUCCUCCCUAGCCCACCUGGGACUCUCAAUUUAUUUAAAUGUGGAUCUGCAGGGGACUUUUAGGCCUCCCAGAAUGCCUUUCCCAGAGGAACCAUUCAUCAGGAUGAAUGAUUCUUGUUGCCCUUUGGGUCUUGCUCAACUCCAUUCGCACCCAGAGAUAGGAGGUGUUGGAACACCUGCUUUUCUAUAGGGGUUUCCCAACUUCUUUUUAUUGUUUAUGGUUGCAGGCCCCUUAAAUACUCUAUCACAGGAUGAAGUGUGCCAUUACUAGUUGGGCCACCUUGAGCAGGUCUCUCAACAUCUGUGCCUCAGGUCCCUCAUCCAUAAAAUGGGCGCAAUCCCUACCUUACAGGGCUGUUGUGAGGACUAAAAGAGAAAGUGUGAGAAAAUACCUACCAAGUGCCUGGGACAUAGUGGGUGUUAAAUAAACUGAUUUUUAUCUGCAACUGUCCUACAUAUUCAUGAACCCCACAGUGGGAAGAGAGGAGUAUGAGUGAAUUGUUGCUUAUUUCACAAAAUAAAGAGUUCCUGGGACUGUG
Equus caballus (horse) is the source of this 3094-nucleotide messenger RNA. RefSeq names its product tetratricopeptide repeat domain 31 (gene TTC31). Lineage: Eukaryota; Metazoa; Chordata; Mammalia; Perissodactyla; Equidae. Gene Ontology annotation, molecular function: protein binding. The record is from RefSeq and is a predicted model, not a curated record.